AAUUUCACAAUGUCUGUUUAAAUGUCCCACCCACUAUAUUCAGGAAAUAUUCAGUGACUUUCAUUUUUGAGUCUGUAGCUUUGUUCAAGGCAGCAGGAAGGGACUGAGGCUGUUACCGAUGGCUGAAUACAAGGAUGUACUUAAGGAGAUGGAAUCCGCGGGCAAAGCUAUUGCAGGUAGCUUUAUGGAUAAUUUGGUGAAAAAAAAAGUGAUAAAAUUGGAGAAAGCGAAGAGGGAAAAGUUUUAUGAUGCCAAAACUCACAAAAAGGCCCAAAUCUUGGUGGACUCUCUUCGAGAGAAGUGCCAUGAAGAAGAUCAAAAGCUUACUGAAACCUUUCUUAACAUUGACCAAAAUUCUACUGGUAUGCAAGAAAUCAAGGCUGGACCAGAGGAUUCAGCAGAAUCUACAGAUGUUCUCAAGCUUUGUCCAUCUGAAAAAUUCCUGAGACUCUGUAAAGAAAGAGCUGGAGAGAUCUACCCAAUAAAGGACAAAAAGGAUCGCACUCGCCUGGCUCUCAUCAUAUGCAACAUAGAGUUUCAGCAUCUUCCUCUGAGGAAUGGGGCUCAGUUUGACAUCUCAGGGAUGAAGAGGCUGCUUGAGGACCUGGGUUACAGUGUGGUUGUGAAAGUGAAACUCACAGCCAAGGCUAUGGAGUCAGUGCUGCAGGAGUUCGCUGCUCGGCCAGAGCACAAUUCUUCAGAUAGCACAUUUGUGGUGCUCAUGUCUCAUGGCAUCCUGGAUGGAAUCUGUGGCAUUAUGCAUAGUGACAAAACACAAGAUGUGCUACCUUAUGACACUGUAUUCCGGACACUCAACAACCGCAACUGCAUCAGUCUGAGGGACAAACCCAAGGUCAUCAUUGUACAGGCCUGCAGGGGUGCAAAUCAUGGAGAAGUGUGGUUUAGUGACUCUCCAAUGGCCUUGGCAAACAGCUCUUCACAGUUGCCUGAGAAUCUGCAGGAUGAUGGCAUUUACAAGACCCAUGUGGAGAAGGAUUUCAUUGCUUUCUGCUCUUCAACACCACAUAAUCUGUCCUGGAGAGACAUCACAAAGGGCUCUCUGUUCAUCACACAACUCAUCUCCUGCUUCCAAAAGUAUUCCUGGUGCUGUCAUCUAGAGGAAGUAUUUCGGAAGGUCCAACAAUCAUUUGAAAAACCAAGUGUGAAAGCCCAGAUGCCCACCAUCGAGCGACUGUCUAUGACAAGAUACUUCUUUCUCUUUCCUGGUAACUGAAUAUAAUCCCAUAGUUUUUGACAGCUAAGAGACCACCUGAAGAAGAUGCAGUUAACAUGUGGAAAAUGAUUGCCUGGAACCCAGUUAGUGCCAUUUUGGAUGAGGAAUGUGUAAGUGGAAAUGGAUUAUACAGAACAGAGAAAGAAGCGAAUUCCCCUGUGAACAACACUGAAAACCAGGUUGAUACCACUAAUGCAACACAAGUGGUAGGCAAAAACAUCUUCGAGGCUAUGACCCAGCUGAGUUUAAGUGAGUAAUCCUCUACUGACCUUGUGCAGUUUCUUUAUUUCUUCCAUUUCAAGUGGAGAAUAAACUAUCCUAUCUCUAGAACCCUCUCCACAUGGUUAUCUGUAUUACUUAAUAAUACAAAUGCCCUGAUAUAUCCCAAUCACAUUUAUACCUCUGCAUCUUUUUUUCUUUAAUAAUAAUCUUACUCCAUAAAAGUUGCUUAUUUGUAAUAUUAUGAUUGUACAGCCUCUGCUUGGCAGAGUCAUCUAUUAUUGUUAACAUCCAUUGCUAAAACAUAUGUCUAAAGCAAGUAUAAGUAUUCUUUAAAAAUUUUUAUGUAUUUUUUUAUGAAAGGCAAAGUGAUACAGACACACACACACGGGGGGAGGGAGCUAUCUUACAUCUGAGAGAGAAAGAGAGAGAGAGAAAUUGUCUUUCAUUGGUUAGUUCAUUCUGCAAAUACCUGCAAAAGCCAGGACCAAAACCAUGCACCUGGAACUCAAUCUAGGUCAUCUACAUGGGUGGUAGGGAUUUAAGCACUUGAACCACCAUCUGCUGCCUCCUGGUGUUUGCAUUAGCAGAAAGGUGGAGUCCCGGUUGCCCCUCUUCCAGGCCAGCUCUCUGCUGUGGCCGGGGAGUGCAGUGGAGGAUGGCCCAAGUGCUUGGGCCCUGCACCCACAUGGGAGACCAGGAUAAGCACCUGGCUCCUGCCUUCGGAUCAGCAUGGUGCGCCGGCUGCAGUGCACUGGACACGGUAGCCAUUGGAGGGUGAACCAAUAGCAAAAGGAAGACCUUUCUCUCUGUCUCUCUCACUGUCUGUUCUGUCAAAAAAAAAAAAAAAAGUUAUAAAUGAAGUGCUAAAGCCUGAAGAGAACUUUUAGUCUCUCACUUUCCCUUUUCCACUUCAUUCUCAGUUCCCCUUUAUACCUCUUUCUUUUUUUCUUAAAGAUUUAUUUAUUUAUUUGAAAGGCAUAUUACAGAUAAGCAGAGGCAGAGAGCGAGCGAGAGUAGUCUUCAUCCACUGGUUCAUUCCCGAUGACUGCAAUGGUUGAAGCUGUGGCAAUCUGAAACCAGGAGCCAGGAGCUUCUUAACUAGUCUCCCAUGCCAACGCAGGGGCCCAAGUACUUGGGCAAUCUUCCACUGCUUUCCCAGGUCAUAGCAGAGAGCUGGAUCAGAAGUGGAGCAGGUGGUGGCUUUACCUGCUAUGCCACAGCACUGGCCCCAUACCUCUUUCUUACAGUCUAUUCUAUUCCUUCCCAUUGAUAAUCUAUUCCUCUUCUAUCUUUAUUUUAACCACUUAUAUUUUCUCCUCUUCUUUUUUUCUUUUCCUCGGGUUUACUUUCUUCUCAAGAUACUCUGAAUUCUCCCCUUUAUUUAACUUCCACUAUUGAAAAUAUAACAGAUUAAUAGAUCCAAGAGAAUUGCAACUCCAACGAUAUAACAUGAUUUUACAAAGGAAAUUUUAUAAAUAAUGAAUUCUCCUUUUAUUUACUACUAUCUUAGAAAUUUAAAAAGAAGAAUAGUGAUAGGGUAAGCAUAGGAUUUACAAAGGUUAAUUAAGAGUUGUUUCCAUAUUUCAAGUGAGAUAGUAACUUACAGAUGGUGGGUAUAGUCAUAAAGAUGAUGGCAUGUGGUUAAAUUUGUGAUCUAGUUUUGAGGUAGGAUCAACAGAAUUUUAUUAAUGAACUGAAUAUAGAUUAAGAAAGAGGAAAGAAUAAAUUAGGAGUGUAAGUUUUUGGAUUGGUAACUGGGUGUAUGUGCCAUUUACUGCGUCAGUGGAAACUUAUAUGAAGAAGAGAGAGAUUUGCAGAAGUAGACACAUAUUAAGUGUCAUUUUUUGCAUGUAAUUAGAUGGUAUUUCCAAGAGCAGGUGUUGAAUAGGAAAGCAAAUGUUCAACUGAGCAGUUCACAGAGAAAUCAGGGUUGAGAAUAAAUUUUGGGGUUCAUCAACCAGAAUAUGGUAUUUUAAAAGAAUAAACUGGAAGAUGCCACCAAUAGAAAGUGUUUUGCAUAGGUGCCCAUAUAGAAUAAGCCAACUCUUAGAAUGAUGGCAGAAAAGGAAGAGACAAUAAUGAAGAUAGCUGUCUUAGGGGAAAAUGGCUGGGAAAGUUAGCACCAUAGAAUCAUAGAGAACAGUUGUCAAGAAAAACAAUGUGUUCAACCAUGUGUAAUCUCAGAAACCAACAAAUGGUCAAUGGUAGCAUGAUGAUAAGUAUUCCAUUUAGGAGAUGAGAAUAGCAAGUCAGAUUGCAUAUAAGGAAAAACUAAGUGGCAUAAAAAAAGGAAAUAGUGAAAAUAAACUAUGAGUUCAUUAAAUUUUAUUCAGAGGUGAAUAAGGACAACAGCUGAGAGGAAACAAAGCCAGGACAAGUCUUGCUUUAAAUGAUUAAUAUUAAGGCAUGCCAAUUGGAAUAACAUACUAAGGAGAAAGAGAAAAUCUGAUGAUGUUGAACAUGGGACCGAAUAAACAUCUGAGUAAAAUCCUUACGGUGAGAGAGGACGAACUUCAUAACGUAAGUAGAGGUACUGCCCUCAGCUAGGACACAUUCUUUUCAUAGUCAGAGGGAAAGUAGAAUUGAUGUAUUCAGUGCUCAAAAUGAUGGAACAAUUCUUAUGCAAAAAUACAAGGAACUGAAAAUGUAUUGCUCUAAUGGAAAACACAGAACCAGAGUUACCUCAUAGCUAUUCUCACGGACUUUAAAAUGUCCAUUAAUUAACAAGUAUAAACUUACAAGCUUACCAGAUAUUAUUCUUGAUAUUGGGAAUAUAAAGAUGAGAAAUAUCUCCAUGGAUCAUGUAAGAUUUUGGAAAAUAAGGUAAUCAAGAUACAGUACAAUAAUUGUUUGAGAACAUUUUCAUAUAAGAAUGGAAGCACAGGGAAAGAAACAUAGAAGUAAUGGAAGAAUUUAAGGAGUUACAUCAGGAAAGCAGUUAGAUGUUUCUGCAUGGUCCCAAUGUCAGAAAUACAUGCUAAAGCUUACAAAGCACAUGUCUUAGGAUACACAGCCUUAGAGAACUGUAUUAUCCCUGUCAGUGGAAUUGUCAGAAUACUGAUAAUAAAGUUGAGAUAUUGUAAAUGGAUUUAAAGUCUCCAAAUAGAGACUUGACUAGCCUGGAUGCAUACUGGGCUUCCUUCCAAAUUUUGGGUUUUUUUAAUGUGACUCCAAAGUGUAGAAGAUUAGUUAAUGUCACAGCCACUAACAAAAGCACAGAAAUUUGUGGUGGGAUCUGUAAUAAGCAGAAUUUUAAAAAGGGAGAGGUGUUCAAAAUCUUUGGUUUAGUCACUUUAAAAAUGAACUGAAUGUGUUGUUUUGUUAUACUGUUCAGUGGAAUUGCAGUAUAAAUGCUUAAAGAAUGAGAGCACAGUUAACUGGUCUGCAUUACUGCAGUACAGUGGAUAUUACUGCUUGAUGAUUUCUUCUUUUCUCUCUCUCUUUUAGCUACGCAGAAAACCAUGGGUGCCCAACCCAAUGUUCCACUGAAGCUUUGCCCUCGAAAUCAUUUCCAUAAA
Molecule: messenger RNA, 4974 nt
Organism: Oryctolagus cuniculus (rabbit)
Lineage: Eukaryota; Metazoa; Chordata; Mammalia; Lagomorpha; Leporidae
Source: RefSeq, a predicted model, not a curated record